Molecule: messenger RNA, 5077 nt
Organism: Gavialis gangeticus (Gharial)
Lineage: Eukaryota; Metazoa; Chordata; Crocodylia; Gavialidae
Gene: POLA1
Product: DNA polymerase alpha 1, catalytic subunit
Exons: 37
Coding region: 126-4622 (1498 amino acids)
Biological process (GO): mitotic DNA replication initiation; lagging strand elongation; DNA replication
Cellular component (GO): alpha DNA polymerase:primase complex
Molecular function (GO): DNA replication origin binding; purine nucleotide binding; DNA-directed DNA polymerase activity
Source: RefSeq, a predicted model, not a curated record
CGGCUGCGGCUGCGGCCUGACAGAGUCUCCGCAGCUCGUGAUUGGCUGGCGGGCCGGCCGGGUGGCUGGGGCGGCCUCUCGCGCCACUUUCAGGCGCUUUGGCGCGCGGGACGCCGGGCGACGUCAUGGCCGAGAGGGAGGCCGGCCGCACGGAUAUGUCUGAUUCCGGAAGUUUUGCAGCAUCACGUUCUCGGCGUGAGAAAAAAUCUAAAAAAGGGCACCAGGAAGCUCUUGAACGUUUGAAAAAAGCCAAAGCUGGUGAAAAAUUGAAAUAUGAAGUUGAAGAAUUCACAGGUGUUUAUGAUGAAGUUGAUGAGGAACAAUACUCCAAGAUGGUCAGGGACCGGCAGGAUGAUGACUGGAUCAUUGAUGAUGAUGGCAUAGGUUAUGUAGAAGAUGGAAGGGAGAUAUUCGAUGAAGAUCUAGAAGAUGAUGCUCUUCUUCCUAGCAAGAAAGGAAAAGGUGACAAAACAAAUGACAAAAAGAAUGUGAAGAAAUCUGUGGUAUCAAAGCCAAACACUAUCAAGUCUAUGUUUAUAGCCAGCGCAGGAAAGAAAAACACAGAUAAAGCUGUAGACCUGUCCAAGGAUGAUUUGCUUGGGGAUAUCUUGCAAGAUUUAAAUGCUGAGGUAACUCCUCCACCAGUUGUAAUGAUGAAAAAGAAAAGACCAGCGGGAGCUUCACUGAAUCCUUUCUCUGUACAAUCACAAGUCCCAAAGGUAAUGGCCCCUGUUAUGCGAAAAGUUCUCACUCCAGUCAGAAAAGAAGCUGUUUCUCUAAUAACAUCCUGCCCUAAACAAGUCAAUUUUGCAGCAAAGUCUGUUGCAAACAAUAAAAAGAAUGGUACUGCUGACUAUACAGUAAAAGCUGAAGAAAAGGCUCUUGAAGGAAGGCUCUUGAAGGCGAAAGAAGAGAAAGCUGUUGAAGAAGAGAAUCAGGGCAUGAUGGACUUUGAUGACGGAGAUUUUGAUGAACAUAUGGAAGCUGGGGAAGUGGACACUGCACCUGAGACUGUCAGGGCCUUGAAGAAAGAUCAGGAAGUAGAAAAAAAAGAGACACAGCAAGGGAAUUCCGCGAAGGAAGAACCUGUUGGACAUUCUUCUCUCCCCGAUAUUUCUUGUUGGGACAGAAUGGAUGAGGAAGAAGUUGAUUUAGUAGCUUCAGAAGUCCAGGUGGAUCCAAAUGUCUUCCCACUAGUGAAUGGGGAAGAUGGUGAUCAAGUCUUCAGGUUUUAUUGGCUGGAUGCUUAUGAGGAUCAGUAUAAUCAACCAGGUGUAGUAUUUCUGUUUGGUAAGGUUUGGAUUGAAUCAGCCAAGGCCUAUGUCAGCUGUUGUGUGACAGUUAAAAACAUUGAGAGAACUGUUUAUCUAUUGCCACGAAAGAUGGAAGUGAACCUAUCUUCUGGUCAAGAGACAGACAAUCCUGUAACAAUAAUGAGCGUCUACAAAGAGUUUAAUGACCAGAUUUCCGUAAAAUACAAAAUAAUGAAGUUCAAGUCCAAGAAAGUUGAAAAGUAUUAUGCCUUUGAGAUCCCAGAUGUUCCAGCAAAGUCUGACUACCUAGAAGUUAGGUACUUGGCUGAAUUUCCCCGGCUUCCUCAGGAUCUGAAAGGAGAGACAUUUUCUCAUGUUUUUGGAACAAAUACUUCUAGCCUGGAGCUUCUGUUGAUGAGCAGGAAGAUCAAAGGACCGUGUUGGCUGGAAAUAAAAAAUCCACAGCCCUCGAGUCAGUCGGUCAGUUGGUGUAAAAUGGAGGCAGUGGCACUGAAACCUGACCUGGUGAAUGUGGUUAAAGAUCUACCACCUCCCCCUCUUGUGGUGAUGUCUCUCAGCAUAAGAACAAUUCCGAAUCCAAAGACUCAUCAGAAUGAGGUUAUGGCUAUUGCAGCUCUAGUCCAUCAAAAAUUUUGUUUGGAUAAAGCUCCACCUCAGCCUCCUUUUCAGACACACUUCUGUGUUAUUUCCAAACCAAAUGAUUGUAUCUUUCCUUAUGACUUCAAAGAUGUCAUUAAAACCAAGAAUGCUAAAAUAGAAAUUGCUGCGACAGAGAGAACAUUGCUGGGUUUUUUCCUUGCAAAGAUUCACAAAAUUGACCCAGAUGUUCUUGUGGGUCAUAAUAUUUAUGGCUUUGAUCUGGAAGUGCUCCUGCAGAGAAUUAAUGUGUGCAAAGUCCCUCACUGGUCCAAGAUAGGUCGACUGAGGAGGUCCAACAUGCCAAAGCUUGGGGGUCGAGGUGGCUUUGCUGAAAGGAAUGCUGCCUGUGGUAGAAUGAUCUGUGACGUGGAAAUUUCAGCAAAGGAAUUGAUUCGUUGCAAGAGCUACCAUUUGUCUGAACUGGUCCAUCAGAUUCUGAAAACAGAGAGGAUAACCAUUCCACCAGAAGAGAUACGAAACAUGUACAGUAAUUCUCCCCACUUAAUGUGUAUGCUGGAAAACAGCUGGACAGAUGCCAAGUUCAUUCUUGAGAUCAUGUGUGAGCUGAAUGUUCUUCCUUUAGCCUUGCAGAUCACAAAUAUCUCUGGGAAUAUCAUGUCAAGGACAAUGAUGGGUGGGCGAUCUGAACGUAAUGAGUACUUGCUUCUUCAUGCAUUUUAUGAGAGAGACUAUAUUGUGCCAGACAAGCAAGUUUUUAAAAAGCCUCAGCAGAAGCUGGUAGAUGAAGAUGAAGACUUUGAAGAUCAGACUAAAUCUAAGAUAGGGAGAAAGAAGGCAGCAUAUGCUGGAGGUUUAGUCUUGGAUCCAAAAGUUGGAUUUUAUGACAAAUUUAUUUUGCUUCUGGAUUUCAACAGCUUGUACCCUUCAAUUAUCCAGGAGUUUAAUAUUUGCUUUACCACAGUACAGAGAGUGUCAUCAGAUGCGCAGAAAAGAACAGAGGAAGGAGAAGAAGAAGAAAUUCCAGAGUUACCAGACUCAUCGCUAGAAAUGGGAAUUUUGCCGAAAGAGAUCAGGAAACUAGUAGAGAGAAGGCGACAAGUGAAGCAACUGAUGAAACAACCACAUUUAAAUCCUGACCUCUAUUUACAGUAUGAUAUCAGGCAGAAGGCUUUGAAGCUUACAGCUAACAGCAUGUAUGGUUGUCUAGGAUUUUCCUACAGCAGAUUCUAUGCCAAGCCUUUAGCUGCUUUGGUGACACACAAAGGGAGAGAGAUUUUGAUGCAUACCAAGGAGAUGGUGCAGAAGAUGAACCUUGAAGUGAUUUAUGGAGAUACGGAUUCCAUUAUGAUAAAUACAAAUAGCACCAACCUGGAGGAGGUAUUCAAGCUGGGAAACAAGAUCAAAAGUGAAGUAAACAAACUGUAUAAGUUGUUGGAGAUUGAUAUUGAUGGAGUCUUCAAAUCCUUGUUACUGCUGAAGAAGAAGAAGUAUGCAGCUCUAACUGUGGAACCAGCAGGAGAUGGGAAAUACGUUACCAAACAGGAACUGAAAGGAUUGGAUAUAGUCCGAAGAGACUGGUGUGAUCUUGCAAAAGAAUCUGGAAACUAUAUAAUUGGUCAGAUUCUUUCCGACCAGCCUCGAGACAUAAUUGUGGAAAACAUUCAAAGAAGGCUAAUAGACAUAGGAGAAAAUGUGACAAAUGGCAGAGUCCCAAUAAGCCAAUUUGAAAUCAACAAGGCAUUGACAAAAGAUCCUCAAGAUUAUCCUGACAAAAAAAGCUUGCCACAUGUGCACGUUGCCAUGUGGAUAAACUCUCAGGGAGGCCGAAAGGUGAAAUCAGGCGAUACAGUGUCGUAUGUCAUCUGUCAGGAUGGAUCAAAUCUGAGUGCCAGCCAGAGAGCAUAUGCUCCAGAACAGCUGCAGAAACAAGAAAAUCUUACUAUUGAUACUCAAUACUACCUGUCGCAACAAAUACAUCCAGUAGUGGCUCGAAUUUGCGAGCCCAUAGAUGGAAUUGAUUCUGUUCUCAUUGCAACAUGGUUAGGACUGGAACCUUCCCAAUUCAAAGUCCAUCAUCAUUAUCAUAAAGAUGAAGAGAAUGAUGCUUUUCUUGGUGGCUUAGCACAGCUCACUGAUGAAGAGAAAUACAGGGAUUGUGAAAGAUUCAAGUUUCCCUGCCCAAAGUGUGGAACAGAGAACAUUUAUGACAAUGUCUUUGAUGGUUCGGGACAGUUUCUUGAACCCAGCUUGCAACAAUGCAGUAAGAAAGAAUGUAAUGAGCUCCCUUUCUGCCAUGUUACACAAAUGAACAACAAAUUACUUUUGGAUAUUAGGUGUUACCUAAAAAAAUAUUAUAACGGGUGGUUAAUAUGUGAGGAUCCAGCUUGCCAGAAUCGCACGCGUCGCCUUCCCCUCAGCUUCUCUCGAAAUGGACCAUUGUGCCAGGCCUGUCGGAAGGCAGUCCUCCGACCAGAAUAUUCUGACAAGGCCCUGUACAACCAGCUGUGCUUUUACCGGUACAUUUUUGAUGUGGAGUAUGCAAUGGAUAAAGUUAUUACUGAGGAAGAGAAAGUGUGGGCGGAGAAGAACUUGGCCUUAAAGAAAAUAAAGGAGGUCUACAAAAAGCUGAAGAACACAGUAGACACCUUUCUGUCCAUGAGUAGCUACUCUGAAGUGAACCUCGGCAAACUCUUUCAGACCAUCUGCAUAGGAAAAUCUGUGGGAGAUGCCAGUAAUGAAAGACAAUAAUGAAGUAAAUAAAGAGGGAGAAAGGUUUGGUUUUGUUAAAAUAAUAAGUACAAUCAAUACCCUCUUCUUUCUCUUUAUUCUUCCCAUUUAAAAUAAUACAAUUUUGAUUUCACCAUUCAUCAAAUACAUGUGUAUUUUGCCCACUCAGUGGAGAAAAAAGUGAAGAUAAAAACAGAAUAUAGUGAUUUCCUAGACACCUGGUAGUUGCUUUUUCAAUACAUAUAUUUUAUUGUAUAUUUAGACCUAUGAGAGAAAAGGGGGUGGAAGGAGCGCUGCUUUAAUUGAAUAAUUCCCAGUGAGAGUUGCUGGAAUGUAAGUGAUCCUAGACUUUGCUCCAGGGUAUUUAGUAGAGGUGCUCUCAGGAAGAGAGGUUAGUAGAGGUCUCAGUAGGAGCACUAAUGUUUUGCCUUUUCACAGUUUAUCUACUUCUGAAUCAUAAACAUACCAAUUAAAAA